Molecule: messenger RNA, 2139 nt
Organism: Brassicogethes aeneus
Lineage: Eukaryota; Metazoa; Arthropoda; Insecta; Coleoptera; Nitidulidae
Source: the annotation of a GenBank genome assembly
AAUUAUUUUUUUAUGAUGAAAAUGUUUUUUUAAAGUUAGUUUUAGAUUAAAAGAAGGUGGGACUAUCAAAUUACUUUACAAUGCAUAUGUAUAAUAUAAUGCAUCUGAGGCGGGCGUUUAUUUUUAUAUUUUUUAUUUUCAUUCUUGGAUUUAUAUUUCUUAUUACAAGGGAUUCUUUUUUACCUGAAGAGGAUAGAAACUUAACAUUGAAAAAAAUAAAUACCUUUAUAAAAUUAGACAAAAAAAAUGUUGGUUGUGUGCAGCCAAAAUUGUCUGUUUUUGCUCCUGAAAUAAUGAAAUUUGUGAAACAUGUGCCCAAUAUUGAUUGUUCCAAAUCUAAGCAAGAUUGGGUUAAAUGUAGGGAAAGUGUGUGCAAAAUACAAAAAUCUGUUAAACAAUUAUAUGGACCUAUAAAAUGUACCUUCACUGAUAUUAUAAGAGUUGAUGAUUUUAAAUUGGAGGAUGGCCAAACAGUUUCAUCUGAUGACAGUUACACAUUAAUAAAAAGUGAUGUGGUGAAAGUUUCCUGUGUGGGUUCAAGUAGGGAAAAAUGGUCAGCAACUUUGAUGGGAAUAAGAAAGGAUAAACUAAUCCAGGAAACUUCCAAUUGGGAUGAAGUUUCCGAUAAUGCUUUAAAAAUGAACGUUUUGAUGUUUGGAUUUGACUCGAUAUCGAGAAACAGUUUUCAACGUAAACUUCCCAAGAGUUAUGAUUAUUUAAUGAACGAUUUGGAAGGUGUCGUUUUACAAGGUUACAACAUUAUCGGUGACGGCACUCCUCAAGCUUUAAUUCCGAUUUUAACGGGCAAAACCGAAUUGGAAUUGCCCGAUACGAGGAAGAGAAUGAAGAAUUCGGAAUUUGUGAACUCCUAUCCGUUUGUGUGGAACGAUUAUAAGGAUGCAGGAUAUGUCACUGGGUUUUUUGAGGAUGUCGCGGAAUUGGGCACGUUUACUUAUCGACUUAAUGGAUUUAAGGAAACUCCUGUGGACCAUUAUAUGAGAACAUAUUACGUGGCUGCUCUAAAAGAAAGAAACAAGUGGCCCAAGUUGUGUGCUGGUGAUAUUCCUAGACACAAAGUUAUGUUAAAUGCGAUAAAAGAUUUUUAUUCUGUGUACAAAUCGAACCCCAAAUUUUUGUUUGGAUUUCAUGGGGAGUUAUCUCAUGAUGACUACAAUUUAGUACAAGUUGCCGAUCAAGAUUUAACCGAAUUACUUAAAAGUCUGAAGGAAUCAAACGCUUUAAAUAACACCAUACUUAUUCUUAUGGCCGAUCAUGGACACAGAUUUGCAGAAAUAAGGAACACAAUCCAGGGAAAACAAGAGGAACGACUGCCGUUUUUUUCCUUUACCUUUCCCAAAUGGUUUAAGGAGCACCAUAAAACGGCCUACAACAAUUUUGUAUCCAAUGUGGACAAACUCUCUACGCCACUGGAUAUUUACGAAACCCUAAAGAGUAUUUUAAACUUGAAAAAUACCGGCAUAGCUGACUUAAGUCAUCGUUCUAUAUCUCUGUUCUCAAAGAUACCGGCCGAGAGGAACUGCGCGGACGCGUACAUCGAGCCGCAUUGGUGCGCAUGCCUGGAAUGGGAGAAGGUGUCGGUGUCCGAGCCGAUAGUCGAACGCUUGUCGGCCGUGUUCGUGAAAACGCUGAACGACUACACAUACGAUCACGCGAACGUGUGCGAGCGGCUCGCCAUCGCCGACAUCCUGUGGGUGACGAAGCUGAAGCCGAACGAGAAGCUGGUCACGUUCAAGAAGAACGCCGAUCGAGACGGUUUCGUCGGCGAGUUUAGCGCCAAGAUGGACAUCAAAUUCGACAUGUACCAGAUCAAGGUGAUGUUGAAGCCGGGAAAUUCUCUUUUCGAAGCCAGCUUCACGCACCACAAGGCCGACGAUAGAAUUGAUUUGAAGCUGAGCGACGUGAGCAGGAUCAAUAUGUACGGAAGACAAGCCAGGUGUAUCGAGGACGAUUUUCCCAAUUUGAGGAAGUAUUGUUAUUGUAAGGACGAUAUUCCUUGAACAUAACACCACGCGUUUUAAAAUUGUUGAUUUGUUUAAUAAAUUAGAGCGGCUUAUUUAUACGGAAUUUGACGACAAAAAUUUGUUGGCAAAUACUUGUUGAAACCAAACAGUUUAAGGG